GGAAAAAAACUUUUGUGAUAGCAAAUUUAACAAUGAUGAAAUUUUAAUCACCCAACUUUCCUCAUUGAAAAUUAUCUUUUUUUGCACUUGUGUGUGUAUUUUGCAAAGUUUCUUCUCAUGAAAUGUAACAUUUUGAAGUUGUGUGUAAAUAAUUUUCUGCGAUAUAAUGUUUGUUUGCCCCGCAAUAAAAGUGCCCAGUUUCGAAAAAAAAAUUAUCGUUCUAGAUUGUGUCUUCAAUUGAAUAAAGUUGCUCACUUGGAGCCAUUUCUUCAGUCACCCUCGAGCUCCCCACGAGUGUGGGAUGCUGAGCUUUUGCUUUAAGCGCAGUGCUUAUUUUUUGUUAAUUUAUAAAUUUAGUGAAAUUGCAUAAAAGUGCAAAAUGGCGGUAAAGGAUAUUCGAAUAAGUGGAAAAUUAGUGCAAUUUCUAGGUGCAAUUUGUGUCAAUUUUGGUGCAAUUGUCUAUGGGCUUGUGGUAGGAUGGCCAUCCGCGACAAUGCCAAUCCUAUCGUCGGCAGAAUCUCCACUGCCGUCGGGUCCACUCACCAAGGAAGAAGUAUCCUUGAUAAAUUCCAUCAUGGCAUUGGGGGGAAUGGCUGGAGCAUUAAUUUUUGGCUGGAUGGCCAAUCGUUAUGGACGAAAGUGGCCUUUGGUGGCAGGAAUGAUGCCUCAAGUCAUUGCUUUUAUCCUCAUAGCGUGUGCCCAAAAUACAUCUUACCUCUACACAUCACGCUUUCUUUCGGGUGUCUCUGGAGGAGCUCUCUUCGUCCUUGCUCCCAUCUACGUCAAUGAAAUCUCAGAGAACAGCAUUCGCGGAAUGUUGGGCUCCAUCCUGGGAAUCUUUUACAACGUGGGAGUCAUCAUUGCGUAUGUCAUCUGUGCAUACAUGUCUUUCUACUCCGUCCCAUAUGUUGCACUCGGCCUUCUAGCCCUCUUCUCGUUGUACAUCUUUUUCCCAGAAUCUCCGCAAUAUCUCCUGCUCAAGCAAGAGGAUGCAAAAGCAGAGAAGUCUCUAAAAUUCUUCCGUGGUUUCUCAAGGGAUGAUCAAGUAAAGUUGGAGUUUGAAUCCCUUAAAUCUUCUGUGGCUCCCACAAGCACAAAAACCAGUAUAACUAUUCAAGAUUUUAAACCCGCAACAACGAGAAAAGCUCUUCUCGUAACUUAUAUCCUUAUUUGUGGGAGAAAUUUCUCAGGAGUGUUCCCACUCAUGAAUUAUACGGUGGAUAUAUUUGAGCAGGCUCAAACAGGAAUUGAUCCUCACAUCUCAGCCAUAAUUGUGGCAGUUAUUCAGCUGGCUGGUACUAUCGUUUCUGCCUACUACACAGACAAGUCCGGGAGAAGAAUCCUCUUGAUUCCCUCCCUCGUUGGAGUAGGACUUUGUCUCACUGUCAUUGGAGUUUAUUUCUUCCUUAAUGAGCGAGGGUAUGACCUAUCUGCCGUAUCUUGGCUUCCCCUUGUGUUUCUGUCGGGAACACUCUUCUUAGCAGCAGCCGUUCUCAAUAUACCUGUGUAUGUUCUGUCGGAGCUUCUUCCAGCUAAAAUCAGGAGUCCCGUGGCUACAGUUUAUAUGGCCACCGCCUGGCCAACUACUUUCCUCAUCGUUCAGUACUAUACUCCACUAGCUGACCUUCUAGGUGUGUAUAGCUGCAUGUGGAUCUUUGCUGGAUGGUGCUUCUUUGAAGCUGUAUUUGCGUAUUUUAUGCUGCCUGAGACAAAAGGAAAGAGUCCGGAUGAGAUUGUUUUGGCGCUCGAGGGAAAAAUCAAGUGAACAACUUACAGCGGGGUACCUGAAAUACACUGAAAAUAGGACUGUCCACUUUAAUAAGGCUUAUUAUUUUAAGUUUUUUUUGAACAGAAAUUUUAUAAAAUUUUAUUUUGUAAAUAUGUUAGUACUUAUACAAUAAAUAAUAAAAUAAUACUUGAGAUGUAAAAGCA
Messenger RNA from Lutzomyia longipalpis, 1932 nucleotides. RefSeq names its product facilitated trehalose transporter Tret1-2 homolog. Gene Ontology annotation, cellular component: membrane. Lineage: Eukaryota; Metazoa; Arthropoda; Insecta; Diptera; Psychodidae. Bases 380 to 1765 code for a protein of 461 amino acids. Gene Ontology annotation, biological process: transmembrane transport. The transcript has 3 exons. The record is from RefSeq and is a predicted model, not a curated record. Gene Ontology annotation, molecular function: transmembrane transporter activity.